Messenger RNA from Petromyzon marinus (sea lamprey), 2716 nucleotides. RefSeq names its product toll-like receptor 2. The record is from RefSeq and is a predicted model, not a curated record. Gene Ontology annotation, molecular function: transmembrane signaling receptor activity; protein binding. Gene Ontology annotation, biological process: inflammatory response; toll-like receptor signaling pathway; immune response. NCBI's taxonomy places the organism in Eukaryota, Metazoa, Chordata, Hyperoartia, Petromyzontiformes, Petromyzontidae. Gene Ontology annotation, cellular component: plasma membrane.
UCAUCACUUUCCUCCAAGCGUGAAAUGCGGGCAAGUUGAGACAUAUUAGUAGUUGCCGCUGCAUAUUCAAGGGGUCAACAGUGCCAUUGGGCAAAGGCGAACAGCGUCGUUGAUUGUGUCAUAAGUGGGAUGGUGAACGCCGUCUUUGGCAUCCGAACCAAAAACGUCUGCACUUCCUCAUACGCUCGCUCAGCGCACAAACGGAGCACACGGGAAUCCUGUCAUCUGAUGCGUGACUAAACAUGGGCACAAAAAUGAAUUUGCUCGUGUUUGCCACGACGCUUCUCUGCGUGGUGCAGCUGCCGCAAGCUUCUACGCAAAACUUGGACAAUCCAUACUGUUCGUACGACGACCAUCAACAAACUGCUGACUGCUCAGACCGUGACUUCACGGCCGUGCCUCAGGGACUGCCGGCCACCGUCACCGUCCUAGACUUGUCUCACAAUCGGAUCGGUGCGAUUCGACUCGGAGAUUUCUCCAGCACUCCCAAGCUCGAGGUUCUCAUCCUGGCUUUCAACCGAAUUGGCACGAUCGAAGCAGGUGCGCUGAGAGAUGUUCCCCUGGUCCGCUACCUUGACCUUUACCAGAACGAGCUGCCUGCAGUACCUGAGGGGGCUCUGAUUGACCUUCCUAACCUGCAGACCCUCAACAUCUCCAUGAACAACUACACCUCCUUUGCCCUUGGCGGAGCCUUCUCCAGAAUGAGUCGGCUGCAGUCACUCUCCAUCGGCACAUCCCACACGUCAGAGCUGAAAGCUGCUGACUUGCAAGCCCUCUCAAAUAUUUCAUUGACAUAUUUGGGCCUGAACACUGGCUCUCCGUUAUUACGUUACGAAUCUGGAUCCCUCGUCUAUUUCCGAUCACUGAAAACGUUCUUCAUGAAUUUUUCUGUGGACGGAAAUCCGUCCAUUUUUUCCAAAGUCCUUAUAGAUCUGAAUACAUCUCAAACUACACAAUUGGAAACAUAUCAAAUAUUGAUCGAGCCCUUAAAAAACCGCAGUUUUGAAUUGUUUCACGGUCUUAGCUAUUGUCAGUCACUGAGAGAGAUCAUCAUUGUCAAUGCUAAUUUCUCAGACAGUGAAGCCACAAACUUCAUCAAAAACAUGUAUCUGUCAAACCUGAAAAUGGUUGUGUUCACAAAUUCUUCCUAUAAUGACAAAGGGCCUGUUGUGUUCCUUGGGAUUAAGGGAGUCAACAAAACUGCCCCUUUAAAAAGGCUGGUGAUCGAUGGGGUAUUUCAUCUGAAUAUGACUUACCCUUUAUUUCUUAUUAAUUUCACCCUGUUUCCCAAUCUUACUGAGUUCAAAAUCUCCAACACAGGCAUGAAUAAAGUAGCCUGUUUGUUUUUGAAAAUUGCAGCAAUUACAUGGCUCGACUUUUCCCGAAAUCUUUUAGAUGAAACAGGCCUGUGGUGGGAAUCGUGUAAUUACACCGUUAUCCUACCCAAUGCUGAAUAUAUGGAUAUAAGUCACAAUCACUUCAGGCACCUAAAGAUAAUAUCCAGCAUGGUUUCCCUAAUGCCCAAAAUCAAGUCUUUAGACCUUAGUUAUAAUUAUAUCAACGACAUCUAUGAGUGUUCAUGGCCUAAUACUCUUCAAAAACUUAACCUACGUAAUAAUGACAUCACCAAAAGUUCAAAAAUCUGCACUUCAAAGUAUUUGCAAGCACUCGAUCUCUCCUACACCAGGCUUGAAACAUUCCCUUACAAUAUCCUCGCAGAAGCAACAUCGUUGAAAGAACUUUACCUCAGUGGGAACAACAUCCGACACAUCAAUCCACAGAUAGGCUCCGCGUCUCUACAAGUUUUGUACAUGGACGACAAUGCCCUGGGCAUCAUUAGAAAAGGUACGUUUGAAAAUCUCCAGGCCGCGAGGUCUCUCAAUUUGAAAAAUAAUCCCUUCUACUGCUUUUGCGAUCUCUACUGGUUUCGAAAAAAAUUCAACAAGUCGCUGCUGAUGGACUGGCCAAACGGUUACACGUGCAGUUACCCCGAUUACCUUGCAGACAGCCCACUGGAGGUUUUCAGCCCAAGCUACGUCGCAUGUGACAGGAACAUCAUCAUCAUUCUUAGCGUCGUCAUCACGGCAUGCGUGAUUGGCAUCACUGCAGGGCUCAGCUACCACCUUGACGCCGUAUGGUACAUACGCAUGGGCUGGAUAUGGGUUUCAGCAAAGAGACGGCGUUAUAAUAGGCUGAACGACGGUGAGACCUCAACGUUCCAGUACCACGCGUUCAUCUCCUACAGCCAGCUGGACUCGGAUUGGGUGGAGAACACCCUGGUGCCCACCUUAGAGAGCUCCAACCCCGACCUCAAGCUGUGCAUCCACGAGCGAGACUUCACGCCCGGAGAGUGGAUCGUGGACAACAUCAUCCAGUGCAUCGAGCAUUCCAACAAGACCCUGUUCAUCCUCUCGCGGAACUUUGUCAACAGCGAGUGGUGCCACUACGAGCUCUACUUUGCGCAGCAUCGGGUUCUGGAGCAGCGGCAGGACUCGCUGGUGCUGCUGCUGCUGGAGCCGCUGCCCAGGAAUUCCGUGCCGAGCAAGUUCUGCCGGCUUCGGAAGCUGCUCAACAGGAAGACUUACCUGGAGUGGCCAGCCGAGGAGGGCAAGCGGUCAAUGUUCUGGGCCAGCCUCCGGGCUUUGCUGCAGUCGGACAACCGUCCGCUCGAAUCUAGCCCUGACCCCGAUGCUUAGCUUUCAAAUGGUGUGGAGGA